Messenger RNA from Spirodela intermedia, 494 nucleotides. The record is from the annotation of a GenBank genome assembly. Lineage: Eukaryota; Viridiplantae; Streptophyta; Magnoliopsida; Alismatales; Araceae.
AUGGAGGGAGGGAGAGGGAGGAAGGGGUGCAUCAGAGCCAGCCGGGGGCCGUGGGUGGUGAGGCGGGUGGGGCGAGACGGUGUGCUGCGCACGUCCCUGAGGAGUCCGUCGGAGCAGGAGAGGUCGAACAACCUUGCCCGUGAGCGUCGCCGUCGGAUGGUGGCGGCGCGGAUCUUCUCCAGCCUGAGAACCCACGGCGGCUUCCCACUCCCCAAACACCCCGACCAGAACGACGUCCUCAAGGCCCUCUGUCAACAGGCCGGCUGGCACGUCGAGGAAGACGGCACCAUCCACCGCAAGGUAUUCACCCUCCCAUCAAUCUCAAGAUCGUAAUCCCGAUCAAUAUGGAUUUUUUUGAGAAAUCCUGAGGAGAGGGAGAUAGCUCUGAGGGAUCGAUUACACCAGCGGGUGGGGACUCGGAGAUAACAAAACUCUCUCUCUCUCUCUCUCUCUCUCUCUCUCUAUGUAAAUAUUAUCUUACGUAUGAUCAUUGA